GUGUGACGUCACCGGGGCGGACACUCAGGUGAGAGCAGACGGUCGCUGCAGGUAGAAACGUCGAAACUAGUGGACUUUGGCUGUUUAUUCGACACAAGGGAGAUUUUUUUUGUCCCUUUUCCGCUGUUUUACAGGAGUAUUAUCACAGAGAAACACCGUCUGGUAACAAAGGUGGAGCAGAAAACCGACAUGUUUACCAGCAGCAGCUUCGUUUCGGUGCUGUUGUUCUCCUACGCAGCAACAGGUGUCAGCGGCUUUACAGUCACUACACAAACAGAUGUACGUGUGAAAGAGAAUGAAGGGACUGACCUCACAUGCCAAUAUUCAGCAGACUUCGGUUCCAAUGCCAGACUUGAAUGGAAAUUUAAAGAUACAAAAGGCUCACAGGUGUAUGUGGUUUAUGAUGGGAAACUAACACAGCCGUACGCCAGCCGCGUGACACUGUUCAGCGGCAGUAAUCUGAGAUUUUCCAAGGUGACUCGUAAGGACAAUGGAGAGUACAGCUGUGAGGUGUCUAAUGCCAAUAAUCAGUUUGGGGAAAGCACAGUGAGGCUGACUGUUCUGGUGCCUCCAUCGCCGCCCUUGUGUCGGAUCCCCACAACAAUUACGACAGGCAAGACGGCCGUCCUGUCCUGCUACGAUGCCGACGGUUCGCCUCCUCCCACAUACCAGUGGUACAAAGAUGGCACCCUUCUGCCCACUGAUCCCACCUCACUUGCUGCCUUCAGAAAUUUCACCUACAAAAUGAAUGCAGCAAGUGGCAAACUGGAGUUUCCUCGUGCAUCCAAGAUGGACUCGGGUCAGUACUUCUGUGAGGCUGUCAACAACGCUGGUCCUGCUCAACGCUGCAAAGCUGUGAAAAUGGAAGUUCGUGACCUGAACACUGGAGGAAUUGUUGCUGGCGUAAUAGUGGCUCUGCUGCUUGUGGCCCUACUGGUAUUUGGCAUUUGGUAUGCCAACAAGAAAGGAUAUCUGCCCAAGAAGAGUGAAAGCAAACCAAGGCCUAACGUGGUCUACCAGCCUCCAUCAUCAUAUGGUGGUGGUGAUGAGGAGGAGGAUGGGGAUUUCAAACAGAAGUCAUCGUUUGUGGUAUAGUCUGCCGGCAGCAGUCGCUACAGACAACAUUUUGGUUUCUCUGUGUGUGAUUUUUCUUGAAGAUUUUAGGUUUCAAAGUUGCAGUUUUUGUAGAAUGUGAUUGACCUGACCUGUCCACUGUGGCGUCGCAGACGUGUCAGCAGAUGAGAUUUAUAGGGAAUCAUUUACUACGGAUCGGUAAUGACAUCUCUUUUGUAUAUUGAUAGUUUUUUUAUUAAUGGAAUGAUUUGUGACUAAUUGACCCAUUUUAGCCUCAAACAUUUUUUCACUUAAGAUCGAAUUGAGUGUUUCUGUGUGCUUUUCAUUUUAGUCUUCUAACAGAACUAUAAAUGGUGCAUCCAUGUAUGAACUUAUCAGAAACCCCCAGUACUGGUAAAUGAAAAAAAAAUCUUGACAUAUAAAUCCAUUUAGCACUGCACAAGCUUCGCGGACACAAUUUUCUGUGCUUUUAUUACAUUUACUGACCCAACACCUUAAUUUCCGCCAGUGCACCUUUCUUAUCAUAUCUAUCACAGCUCAGUGUUGAGAGAGGUGUUUCAUUUUUGCCUUUUUUACACAAAACUCUAGAUCUCUUGUACAAGAUUCUUUUUCUAUUAGAGUUUUUUUUUUAGUUUUUCUUUCUGUAAAUAACAGAUGUGUUUUUAUAUUUGUGAUUUAGAUCAGCUCAUCAGUGAAGAGUAGUGGUCCCUGAGCCUCCUAACAUUAACUAGAAAGUUUACUUUAUUUGUAGCAUUUGUGUUUUAGGUGCUUUAGCGUAUCUGGUAUUAUUGCAUCCACAGUUUAUCUGCUACUUUUGUCUGAGACAUAAACCUGUUGAGACAAACACGUCAGCUGUGAUACAAUACACGUAAAUGAAUUGGAAAGUUUUUAAAUGAUUGCUUUUUUGUUUGAGGCACUGUGUGUAGCCUUAUUAUGAUAAUUAACUAAAGUGUUCUGACAUGAAAGUCCCUUGCCUACCUCUGGACGCUAAAAUAACAUUAAUUUUGUUUCAUUUGUUAUCCUCGACAUCCACAAAUACUCAGGUCAUGUACUUAGUGGAUUGAGAAUACAUAUUAACUUUGCAUAAACUAUCAGAUUAAAUAUUUAAAUUGGAAGGAACAUGUUUUCUACAUUAUUUUUUUCUUUUUAGAAAUUUUAAAGCUGACGAUUGUAACUUUGCUGUGUAAAUAAAAUUUUAAAAAAGAUUAAA
Messenger RNA from Amphiprion ocellaris (clown anemonefish), 2284 nucleotides. RefSeq names its product F11 receptor, tandem duplicate 1 (gene f11r.1). The transcript has 10 exons. Gene Ontology annotation, biological process: regulation of membrane permeability; establishment of endothelial intestinal barrier; intestinal absorption. NCBI's taxonomy places the organism in Eukaryota, Metazoa, Chordata, Actinopteri, Pomacentridae. Bases 190 to 1095 code for a protein of 301 amino acids. The record is from RefSeq and is a predicted model, not a curated record. Gene Ontology annotation, cellular component: bicellular tight junction.